Messenger RNA from Amphimedon queenslandica, 888 nucleotides. RefSeq names its product poly [ADP-ribose] polymerase 14-like. Gene Ontology annotation, molecular function: NAD+ poly-ADP-ribosyltransferase activity; transcription corepressor activity. Gene Ontology annotation, cellular component: nucleus; cytoplasm. Gene Ontology annotation, biological process: negative regulation of gene expression. Lineage: Eukaryota; Metazoa; Porifera; Demospongiae; Haplosclerida; Niphatidae. The annotation marks the transcript as partial. The record is from RefSeq and is a predicted model, not a curated record. The transcript is spliced from 2 exons.
UGCACAAUGCUUCCGCUGGUUUCAGAAGUUAGACUUCACAUUUAUGGUGAGGAAGAAUUGAUGGUUAAUACAGCCGAGAAAAAAUUGAAAGCUACAAUUUUUACAACAUUUUAUACUGAAGAAAUUGAUUAUCCUAGUAUCACUGCUUUCUCUGAUAAAACUCUACAUGAGCUUGAAUCAUUUGCAAGUGAUCACAAUGUUGAUAUUGAAAUUGAUCGAGAUCCUAGCCUUCAUUCAGUUAAUCUUUCGGGAUUUUUGCAAGAUGUUAUGCUUGUCAAAGAUAAAAUUUGUGAUGCAACAUCUUUGAUAACUCGAGAGCAAUCAAAUAAAGCUGCUGCUGCCUUAGUUUCUAAAACUGUAUGUUGGAUAAGGAUUAAUCCAGAUAAUGAAGAGGAAGAGGAGUAUGGGAAAUUACUAAAUUAUGAAAUUGAGCAAGCAUUUCAAAACGAGAAGAAAAUUUAUUAUGCUGCAGAUUAUGACUUCUUUAUAAAUUUUUGGAAAAUGGAGGAAAAGGAUGAAGCAACUGAUAAAACUGCUGUUGUUAAACGUUUGGAUCUCACAAAGGCACAAGAGCAACCUGAUAACUGGGAUCCUAUGCCUUUUGACUCUCAAGGAAAAGAAAAGCGGUUUUAUCUUGUUCCACUGCCAGCUAUUAGUCCUGAAUACGAAACUGCUAAGGCAGCUUUCAAUAAGACAAUGACCAGAAGUUAUUCCCAGAUUCUUAGCAUUCAAAGGCUACAGAACCCAGUCUUGUACUACCAGUAUGCAGUUAGAAAGAAAGAAAUGGAAAAACGCAAUCCUAAGGGUCAUCAAAAUGAACGACUGCUCUGGCAUGGUACCAGUCCUGAUACACUGGAUAAGAUUAACACAUGUGGCUUUGAUCGUAAC